This is a messenger RNA of Scutellospora calospora, 225 nucleotides long. The record is from the annotation of a GenBank genome assembly. Lineage: Eukaryota; Fungi; Glomeromycota; Glomeromycetes; Diversisporales; Gigasporaceae.
GCAAAUAGAUUUGAAGAUAUAUAUCUUUGCAUGUAUUACUUUUUGUUAAAUACUAAACAAUAUCUCUUGAAUAAUAAGACUAUUUCUAAUACUGAGAAUUAUGUUGAUAAAUUUUUUGAAUAUGCUACAAAACAAAACUGGGUUAGUAAAAAUGAACCACUUUUUGAAGUAAACCAAUAUUUAAAAGAACCAAUUACUGCAAAAACUACUAACAUUUUUAAAUAG